AAGAUCGCCUCUCUGGCUGCUCACCUACUCCCUUGAGCGCGCCACCUCCGCCCCUCUCCCUCGAUUUUUAACCCUAGGGUUUGGAAGGAGGGAGGGGACCAAACCGGAGCCAGAUGUGUUCGAGUCCCUCGCUCCCGCCUCCUCCCUCUUCUUGGGCUUCCUAAAACCUGGAGCCUGACCGAGUAGGAUUCGGAGUCAGACAGACGCGGCACAAACAACUCCGAUCCGCGACGCCUCCGGGACUGGAAGCCUGGAGGGAGGGGGAAAGGAAGCCGGGCAUGCUCAGUAGGCGGGACAAAGUUUUUUUAUUUUUUUCUCUCUCCUUUAUUUAUUUUUUUUCGGUUGCAAGUAGGAAGCUUUUUGCACUCCACCACCUCUGGCCGCUGGGAAGACGUCAUCGCUUCCGCCCUACUUCCUCCUCCUGUUGGCGGCGGUGAGAAUCCAAUAUGGAGUAAAUCGGUGGAGUCUAGAGAUGGGGCUCGGACGGGGCGCCCUGCACCGCCUCCAAGGCGCACCUCCCCCGGCCGCCGACCGCUCCCCGGAGCCGUGAUUGGCCCGACCUCCCGGGGGCGACCCCGGACCCAGCCCCUGCCGGCUGCCGGCCCUCCUCCUCUUCGCAGCAGCAGCCCCGCCGCUCCGAGGCGCGCUUGUUUUUCUCCUGCUUUCCCCCACCGCGGCCCCUGGUCCCCGUCUCGUCCUCCGCGCGCUCAAAGCCCGGAGCCCCCGCCCGCCGGGCCGACGGUGCUCACUCUCUUCCCUGGCGUUGCCCGUGCACCCCUUACUCAAGCCUCGCCCGGCGCUCGGGUUGCCCUGGUUCCCUUUCUGCUGCGGCGCCCCUUCAUUUCCAGCACCCCUCACCCCCACCAAAUGAGGCGAUCUUCGGAGAUGUGAAGAAGGGGGGCGAGCGCACAGGAAGAUGAAGGGAGCAAAGCUGCCCGCCGCGGGACAGGCGUCUAGGUGAACAAGAAAAUGACCGAAGAAACACACCCGGACGAUGACAGCUAUAUUGUGCGUGUCAAGGCUGUGGUUAUGACCAGAGAUGACUCCAGCGGGGGAUGGUUCCCACAGGAAGGAGGCGGGAUCAGUCGCGUGGGGGUCUGUAAGGUCAUGCACCCCGAAGGCAAUGGACGAAGCGGCUUUCUCAUCCAUGGUGAACGGCAGAAAGACAAACUGGUUGUACUGGAAUGCUAUGUAAGAAAGGACUUGGUCUACACCAAAGCCAAUCCAACAUUUCAUCAUUGGAAGGUCGAUAAUAGGAAGUUCGGACUUACUUUCCAAAGCCCUGCUGAUGCGAGAGCCUUUGACAGGGGAGUGAGGAAAGCGAUUGAAGACCUUAUAGAAGGCUCAACUACAUCAUCUUCCACUAUCCAUAAUGAAGCUGAGCUUGGUGAUGAUGACGUUUUUACAACAGCUACGGACAGUUCUUCUAAUUCCUCUCAGAAGAGGGAACAACCUACUCGGACAAUCUCCUCUCCCACAUCCUGUGAGCAUCGGAGGAUUUAUACCCUCGACCCAUACUCCACAGACCACUAUCACCUCAACCCGCGGAUGCCGAGGCCCUAUCCACAGGUGAGCUUCCCAGAUGACGACGAGGAGAUCGUGCGCAUCAACCCCAGGGAGAAGAUCUGGAUGACGGGCUACGAGGACUAUCGGCACGCGCCAAUCAGAGGCAAGUACCUGGACACCUCAGAGGAUGCGGACUCCUACGUGCGCUUCGCCAAGGGUGAGGUCCCCAAGCAUGACUACAACUACCCCUAUGUGGACUCCUCAGACUUCGGCCUCCGCGAGGACCCCAAAGGCCGCGGGGGCAGCGUGAUCAAAACGCAGCCCCCCCGGGGCAAGUCCCGGCGGAGGAAGGAGGACGGCGAGCGCUCGCGCUGCGUGUACUGCAGGGACAUGUUCAACCACGAGGAGAACCGGAGGGGCCACUGUCAGGAUGCGCCCGACUCCGUGAGAACUUGCAUCCGCCGCGUGAGCUGUAUGUGGUGUGCGGACAGCAUGCUCUAUCACUGUAUGUCGGACCCCGAGGGAGACUAUACAGACCCUUGCUCGUGCGACACUAGCGACGAGAAGUUUUGCCUCCGGUGGAUGGCUCUUAUUGCCUUGUCUUUCUUGGCCCCUUGUAUGUGCUGUUACCUGCCCCUUCGGGCCUGCUACCACUGCGGAGUGAUGUGCAGGUGCUGCGGGGGGAAGCACAAAGCGGCCGUCUGACUCAGUUUCCCCUCCUUCCCCUCCUCCAUCCACAGCCACAAGAGAACUUGUCGUCUCUUACAUACUCUCAUCUUCUCCCCUGCUCCCUUCUACUCCAAGGGGCGAGGAGAGGCACCAUUCCAGCCUGGGGAACCAACCGGGUGGACUCUCCGCUCCCCAGCACCCGCCGAGUCCGCCACACACUCAUACACACUCUCGCACAGUGUUCUAAGGAAAGGAACCUUUCUCAUAGACUCUCCUGUAUUAUUACCAGCUUGUACUCAAGCUGUCUUAUCCAUGUGUUGAUUUUCCUGUCUCUCCUCCCACCCUGUCUCUUCCAGUUCAAAAGGAUCUGCAGUGCAAACUGCUGAUUUUUGGUGGGUUUUGUCGCUGCUUUUUCCAAAAGCACUGAAGAGCAUCUUUCUCUCGGGUGGUGCCUGUUGCUGGCCAGCAUCAGGUUCCUGUGGAGACAUGACUGAGCGAUGAAACAAACCUACCAGAAGUAUUCUAACCUGCGGUCAGUUAUUAUGUAUAGGAGAUGAGCUUGUCAACAAUCUUAUACUACGAGACAAUACAGCUUUCACUUGUCUAAAGCCAAAUUUCCCAUGUAAGCUACAGUUCUAUCUUUAGCCCGUCUACAUUUUUCUGCCCCACCCACCCAAAAUCUGUUGGGUUUAUUCACUGAUGCAAAACAUUCACCUGUAAAAUGACCGAGAAUUGAGCCUUAACUUCAGAUUAACUUGUGAGAAUCAGGAAAAAUUCCUUAAACUGCAUCACAUCCUCUUGGACCAGGGCUUAAAAGGGGAUUUCAGGUUUCUGUGAGCCUCCCCAGUUACCCAUGAAAUAGAACUUUUUAAAAUUGUGUUGCCACCACAUGUAAAAAACUUAGCAAUAUUAGAAUAAGAUGCUAAUGAAGUCAGAAAUUUUGCUCAUUGUUUUGAAAACCAAGUAGUCUAUUCAAACACCAACUGGUGUUCUACAAACAAGUUCCUGUUGAAAAACACUAAGGUUGUGGUGAAUAAAACUAUAGGAGCUUCCCCCCCUACCCUGCUACUGUUUUAUAUUAACCAGGGGGGAUUUUAAAUGUCAUAAAUUUGAAGAGUGGUGGUUUGCAUUUUGUUCGUAGGAUUAUGUUUUUGUUUUCAUUUUGGACUCAAUUUCUCGUCACCAAAUUCUUAAUUUAUACUUAGGAAAAAUCAAGGCCAUAUGUAAAAACCCUUCCAAUGCCUAAGUGUCUUUCUCCUGCAGCUUCACACCCAGACUUGCCACUUCGGGUGCAUAGAUGGUUAGGUCAGCUGACUGAUUCUACCUGUUGCCUUGCCAUGUAGGAGGCUUCUAGUUAGCUGGAAAAGAGUAUUUUUGUAACAUAUUGCAAGGAAUAGCCAAAUCUUAUUAAAGAAAGAAGAAACGUGAAGAAUGGUUACUUGUACCUAGCAUAGUACAAUCAGAACCUCUUGGAGACCACAGGGGACAGGCCUGUUGACGCUGGCUGUUCUUCCCGCCACAGUCUUCCGGUGGUAAUUGCCAGUUGAAGGCAUGGCCUGGUCUCCUCUCCUCCCUUCCCUCAUCCUUUUAUUGCACACAGGACAUCAGUCUUCAAGGAAAGGGACUUUCUUGCAGUCUGCCAGUCUUAUGGGAAAAUGCUAGCCAUGCUUACCUUCAUGGGAGUGUUUUAAGCUCGCCUGAGAGCCCAUCCCAUUUCUUUAGACAGAUCAUCAGUGUAAAUACCCAGUGUGCUUAUGAGUUAGUUGGUAGAUGUUUUCAUCUGUUGGGAUGACUGGUUGGGGCUUUCCAGUGUGGAAAAAGAGCAGAGAGCAGUCCGCCUGGAUCAAUGGAAGAAAAGAACCCUUCCGUGCCAGAGGAACAUCUAGAAAACGCUCACCCAGCCACUAAUGCUGCGGAGAGACCAUCUAUCUGCCCUGAGCCCGAGGUGUCUCCUCAGGGCCUUUCUCUAAGGUCGCCUUUCUACAAAGCACAACACUAAUGUAUGCUUUCUCAGACCUCAGUUCAAGUGCCCCUAUUUAUUUCACUGAAAACACACAUCCCAGUGGCUUUGUGUUUGUCACCUCUCUGGUCAUUACUUGUUCUUUCUUCUUUUACCCUUGCCAGUGCCCACCCCUUUUAAGAGUUAUGCUGGUGAAUCUUACUCGGUGGACACUUUGGUUUGAAGGCAGUGGUUAAGGGCACAAAGACAACCAUGGGGACAUCUGUGUAAAUACGUCUCUCUGAUUGCCACACUGCUGCUGAACAGUGUGUAGUAUUUUCCCAGUCAGCUUUGCCAUACUCACAUCAAUCAUCUGAGAGGAAUUAUUCAGAUUUUAUUUUUGUAUCUGUGGUAACAAACAUUAACCAAAAGAUUUUGUUUGGAGGCUUCCCCCAGUGCCCCACCCCCCAAGUUAUUUGCUCACAUUAACAAAUGAAAGUGCCUGAAGCAUAAUUCAUUCUUUACCUGUAUACUAAAAACCCUGUUGUAUUGAUUUUUUUUAUAAUAAGCCUUUUUACCUCUGUGUAAAAAAUAUAUAUACAAGUGUAUGAUGUACAUUUUAGUUCUUAACUUUUUUUUAUGGUUUCUAAUAUGUAUGACCAAUGUAGCCAUUGCUUUAAAGAUGUACCGUGUAAAUACAAACACAUCCUACCAGA
Molecule: messenger RNA, 4830 nt
Organism: Heterocephalus glaber (naked mole-rat)
Lineage: Eukaryota; Metazoa; Chordata; Mammalia; Rodentia; Bathyergidae
Gene: Spred2
Product: sprouty related EVH1 domain containing 2
Biological process (GO): negative regulation of MAPK cascade; multicellular organism development
Cellular component (GO): membrane
Molecular function (GO): protein kinase binding
Source: RefSeq, a predicted model, not a curated record